GUGCUUCCGGUCGCCAUCUUGUCGUCUAGCCGCGCAGGAAAGCGGGACAACGCAGUGGCAAAACAGACCGACCUCUUUCUCUUUUAAUUCCUAACCUUUCUAUUAGGAGAUGUCAAAACGACAUCGCUUGGAUUUAGGCGACGAUUAUUCGUCGAGCAAAAAGAGAUCGUCUGACGGUAAGGACCGUGACAGAGAUCGUGACGAGCGAUCGAAGGAUCGUGACCGUGACCGUGACAGAGACCGUGAUCGGGACAGAGAGAGAGACAGCAAGAGUUCCAGCGUGUCCCUCAGCUCCAGCGUGUCCCUGAGCUCCAGUGUGUCCAGCGGUGUAGGGAUGAUCCCUCUGAAGCAGACGGCCAUGCAGCAGCAGAUCAACCCCUUCACCAACCUGCCUCACACCCCACGCUUCUACGAGAUCCUCAAGAAGAGGCUGCAGUUGCCCGUUUGGGAAUAUAAAGAACGCUUUAAUGAUAUCCUCAACCGUCAUCAGAGCUUUGUGCUGGUUGGAGAGACAGGCUCUGGAAAAACUACACAGAUCCCUCAGUGGUGUGUAGACAUGGUGAAGGUCCUUCCCGGGCCAAAGCGCGGGGUCGCUUGUACUCAGCCACGUAGGGUGGCAGCCAUGAGUGUGGCCCAAAGAGUGGCAGAUGAAAUGGACGUCAUGCUGGGACAGGAAGUUGGAUACUCUAUCAGAUUUGAGGACUGUAGCUCUGCAAAGACCAUACUGAAAUACAUGACAGAUGGUAUGUUACUUCGUGAGGCUAUGAACGACCCGUUGCUGGAGCGUUACGGCGUCAUUAUUCUCGAUGAGGCUCACGAGCGCACGCUAGCCACAGACAUUCUGAUGGGUGUACUGAAAGAGGUGGUGCGUCAGAGGUCAGACCUUAAGGUCAUCGUCAUGAGCGCCACCCUGGAUGCUGGAAAAUUCCAGGUUUAUUUCGACAGCUGCCCCUUGCUCACUAUUCCUGGCCGGACGCAUCCCGUGGAGAUCUUCUACACGCCCGAGCCGGAGAGGGACUACCUGGAGGCGUCAAUUCGCACAGUCAUACAGAUCCACAUGUGUGAGGAAGACGAGGGGGAUGUACUGCUCUUCCUUACCGGACAGGAGGAAAUCGAUGAAGCCUGCAAACGAAUCAAACGUGAGAUUGACGACCUGGGCCCUGACGUUGGAGACAUCAAAAUCAUCCCACUGUACUCCACCCUGCCACCACAACAACAGCAGAGGAUCUUUGAGCCGCCUCCACCUCGCAAACCAAGCGGAGCCAUCGGCAGAAAGGUCGUGGUUUCUACAAACAUAGCUGAGACGUCCCUGACCAUCGACGGUGUUGUGUUUGUAAUUGAUCCUGGCUUUGCCAAGCAAAAGGUGUAUAACCCGCGCAUUCGAGUGGAGUCGCUUCUGGUAACGGCUAUAAGUAAGGCUUCAGCCCAGCAGAGAGCAGGCCGUGCCGGACGUACGCGCCCUGGCAAGUGUUUUCGGCUGUACACUGAGAAAGCCUACAAGACUGAGAUGCAGGAUAACACGUACCCUGAGAUUCUCCGGUCCAAUUUGGGCUCUGUGGUGCUACAGCUGAAAAAGCUGGGGAUUGAUGAUCUGGUGCACUUUGACUUCAUGGACCCACCAGCUCCCGAGACGCUGAUGCGAGCCCUGGAGCUGUUGAACUAUCUGGCGGCGCUAAAUGACGACGGGGACCUGACGGAGCUGGGUUCCAUGAUGGCAGAGUUCCCUCUCGACCCCCAGCUGGCCAAGAUGGUCAUCGCCAGCUGCGAGUUCAACUGCUCCAACGAGAUCCUCUCCAUCACCGCAAUGUUAUCAGUCCCACAGUGCUUUGUGCGCCCAACCGAGGCUAAGAAGGCAGCGGACGAGUCCAAAAUGAGGUUCGCCCACAUCGAUGGGGACCACCUGACCUUGCUCAACGUCUACCACGCCUUCAAACAGAACCACGAGUCUGUGCAGUGGUGCUACGAUAACUUCGUCAACUACCGCUCGUUGAUGUCUGCCGAUAAUGUGCGGCAGCAGCUCUCGCGCAUCAUGGACCGCUUCAACCUGCCGCGUCGCAGCACGGAGUUCACCAGCCGAGAUUACUACAUCAACAUCCGCCGUGCUCUGGUCACCGGCUUUUUCAUGCAGGUUGCUCACCUGGAGCGCACGGGACACUAUCUAACGGUGAAGGACAACCAGGUGGUCCAGUUGCACCCUUCUACUGUACUGGACCAUAAGCCAGAGUGGGUUCUCUACAACGAGUUCGUGCUGACCACAAAGAACUACAUCCGCACCUGCACUGAUAUCAAACCCGAAUGGCUGGUGAAAAUCGCUCCACAGUACUAUGAAAUGGGCAACUUUCCUCAGUGUGAAGCUAAGAGGCAGUUGGAGCGCAUCGUCGCUAAACUUCAAACCAAGGAAUACUCUCAGUACUAAAGCGACUCGGUGGUAUAAGGACUAUAUACGUUUUGAAUUCAAUAUGUGCUUUGCAGUGCUGCUUCAAGCUCUGAAAAUUGUACAUUGUCACAUGUCCAUUCAUCUUUGGGUUCUUUCUUUUCUCUUUCGGUUUGUUGUCGUCGAGAUCUAAUUAUUUUUUUAUAAUAACCUUUUGCUCCCAUCCGCUCCAUGUGUUUGCAUCUGGUAGUAGCGUUUUGUUAAAUUGCGGCUUGUCACUAAGGAUCGGCUGGGAGCAAAUGCUUACGCCGAUACCACCAUCAACUGGUUUUGCAUGAAAGUUCAUGUGGAUGUUGACAUUCCUUAUUGAGAACUUACAGCUAUGAUAUUGAGUAGAACAGUCUAUGUUCUUUCUGUAAAUGAGCUUUUACUUCAAUAAAAAAAAACUUGAUUUCA
Molecule: messenger RNA, 2830 nt
Organism: Triplophysa dalaica
Lineage: Eukaryota; Metazoa; Chordata; Actinopteri; Cypriniformes; Nemacheilidae
Gene: dhx15
Product: DEAH (Asp-Glu-Ala-His) box helicase 15
Exons: 14
Coding region: 110-2416 (768 amino acids)
Cellular component (GO): intracellular anatomical structure; spliceosomal complex
Molecular function (GO): RNA helicase activity; ATP binding; RNA binding
Source: RefSeq, a predicted model, not a curated record